Suncus etruscus (white-toothed pygmy shrew) is the source of this 1296-nucleotide messenger RNA. Its product is annotated as tripartite motif-containing protein 60-like. Lineage: Eukaryota; Metazoa; Chordata; Mammalia; Eulipotyphla; Soricidae. The transcript is spliced from 2 exons. Gene Ontology annotation, molecular function: protein binding. The coding region runs from base 1 to 1296 and encodes 431 amino acids. The record is from RefSeq and is a predicted model, not a curated record.
AUGGCUCUGGAGGCCUCCUUGGCUGAGCUGCAUGCAGCGGCCCGCUGCCCAGUGUGCCAGGACUUCCUGAAGGAGCCCAUGACCCUGAGCUGUGGCCACAACUGCUGUGGUUCAUGCCUGCAGCAACACUGGAGGAACCUGCAGGGCGUCCUGCCCUGCCCCGUGUGCCUACACCCCUGCAGACAUUGGCACCCCCAGAAGAACAUGCAGCUGGGGCAAGUGGCUGACCUGGUCCAGCAGAUUCUAUGCAUGAGGGACGAUCUGGAGCUGCUGUGUGGCCAGUGCGCUGCCUCCCCUGACCACCAGGCUCAUGUCCUGACUCCCAUCACACAAGCUGCCGCUCAUCACAAGGAAAAGCUCAAGAGCUGCCUGGAGCAUCUGGGGAAGCAGUUGGAGGAGGCAGAAAGGGCCUUGGCCAGGCAAGAGUCGGAGAAACAAGCCCUGAAAGAGAAAGUGCAGCGCCAAAGUCAUCAGUUCCACCGCGAGACUGAGCACUUCAAGUACCACUUGCAAGAUGCACUGAAAGACAUUGAUUCGGGUGCCCACUCGGAAAUGGGGUUCAUUACAGAUGCGCUCAGGAAGAACCAGAUGGAUCUGUCUGACUAUGCGGCCACGCUGGGCAGCCUGCUGAGAGAUGCCACUCGGCAAAGUCUGCAGACAGACCUGGGUCUCCUGCUGCAGGUGGAGCAGGUCCACCAGCUGAGCAGCAGGUUGGAAAGUCUGCAGUUCCCAGCAGUCUACUCGGCCCAGAUCCCCAAGGAGAACCUCGCUGUCCUUCCGCAUUACAUGGGCCUGCACAACCUCAUCACCAAGUUUCAGGAGCACAUGACCUUCGAUCCUGAGACCGCUCACCCCAGCCUCGACAUCUCCCCAGAUCGGCGAACCGUGGCCUUUUCCUUAGAAAACAGGCCAUGUCCCUCUGCCUUUCAUCCCCGGGCCUUCACCUCCUCCUACACGGCCAUCCUGGGAUCACAGGGCUUCAAUUCUGGCCGGCAUUUCUGGCAGGUGGAAAUCCGGGGUACUGGGAUGUGGUCUAUAGGUGUCUGCAAAGACUCCUACCCCAGAAACCUCCUCAUGAGUCAGUGUUGGGCCUUCGGGAUGUACUUCUCCCAGGAACCCCAGGAAACCCCGAGCCACAUUGGCGUUUUCCUGGACUUGGAGCUGGGGCAGAUUUCCUUUUACAGCUUGAGGAGCAGAGCUCACCUUCAUACCAUCACCACCCCCUUUCAAGAAAAGCUCUGGCCCUAUUUCUUCCUCUCCGGGAGGACCUUGAACUUUUCCAUGACACUCGUAUAA